GAUGUGACUACUCAUUUCAGAGGAAAUGAAACUGAGUUCCUCUUUCAGGGUGUGAGUUCAGGAAAAUGGCCGAGGCCAGUAUUUCAGUAGAUCAGCUUUCCGUGGAUCAGUUCAUGUGUCCAGUUUGUCUGGAUCUACUGAAGGAUCCAGUGGCGAUCCCCUGUGGUCACAGUUUCUGUAAGGUGUGUAUUAAUGACUACUGGGAUCAGGAUGAUAAGAGCAGAGUUUAUCUCUGUCCUCAGUGCAGAGACACUUUCAGUCCAAGGCCUGUUCUACGCAGAAACAACAUGCUGUCUGAAGUCGUGGAGAAACUGAAGAAGAAGACUGAAGUCCAAGCUGCUUCUCCUGCUCACUGUUGCGCUGGACCUGGAGAUGUGGAGUGUGAUUUCUGCACUGGGAGAAAACACAAAGCUAUCAAGUCCUGUCUGACGUGUGUGGCUUCCCUUUGUGAAACUCAUUUAAAACCUCAUCUUGAAAUUUCUGCUUUGAAAAAGCACAAGCUAAUCGACACUUCUGGAAAUCUACAAGAGAAGAUCUGCUCUGAGCAUGAUAAAGUACUGGAGAUCUACUGUCGUACUGACCAAAGCUUCAUCUGUUAUCUGUGUAUGACGGAUGAACACAAAAGCCACGACACCGUCUCAGUUAAUGCAUACAGAAGUGAAAAACAGAGUGAGUUAAAGGAGGAGCAGAUGAAAUCCCAGCAGAGACUCCAGGAGAAGCAGAAGAAGGUGCAGGAGCUGAAACAGGCUGUGAACACUAUAAAGCUCAGUGCACAGACAGCAGUGGAGGACAGUGAGAGGAUCUUUACUGAGCUGAUCAGCUCCAUGGAGAAAAAGUGCUCGGAGGUGACGGAGCUGAUCAGAGAUCAGGAGAAGGCUGAACUGAGUCGAACUGAACGACUCCUGGAGCAACUGGAGCAGGAGAUUGCUGACCUUCAGAGGAGAGUCACUGAGCUGGAGCAGCUUUCACACACACACGAUCACAUCCAUUUCCUGCAGAGUUUCCAGUCUCUCUGUGUCUCUUCUGGACGUGAGGACUCACCCAGCAUCACUGUCAAUCAACAUCUCUCAUUUGAUGGAGUGAGGAAAUCUCUUUCUGAUCUGAAAAAGAGACUCGAGGAAUUCUGCCAGGAGGAACUCAGCAGAAUCCCUGAACAUGUUGAAGACGUUCAGAUUUUACUCUCAGAGCCAAAGAGCAGAGAUGAGUUUCUGAAAUAUUUCUGUGAUCUGUCUCUGGAUCCCAACACAGUAAAUUAUCACCUCAUUCUGUCUAAGAAGAACAGAGUGGUGACAUACAGUGAGAGAAAGCAGCCGUACUCUGAUCAUCCAGAGAGAUUUGAUUCCUACAGUCAGGUGUUGUGUAAGGAGAGAGUGUGUGGACGCUGUUACUGGGAGGUGGAGUGGAGCAGUGAGGAUUAUGUGUUAAUAUCAGUCUCAUAUAAACACAUCAGAAGGAAAGGACGGGGUUAUGAGUGUGGGUUUGGAUUCAACAGUCAGUCCUGGAGUCUGUGGUGUUCUUCUUCUUCUCUCUUCUUCUAUCACAACAACAUUAAGACUGAUGUCAGAGUUCCAUCACCCUCCAGAAUAGGAGUGUAUGUGGAUCACAGUGCAGGAACUCUGUCCUUCUACAGCGUCUCUGACACGAUGAAGCUCCUCCACAGAGUCCACACCACAUUCACUCAGACUCUAUACGCUGGGUUUAGGUUCUACUGGGAUUUUCAGGGUAAAUCAGGAUCUGUGAGGUUGUGCGAUCCAGAAAUAUUAUAAGUUUUUGGUGUUUUAUGCUCAGUAAUUUGUUGAUAAAAAGAACUCCAUGCACAUUUCCUCAUUAAUCCUCAAUUUUGAAAAAAAAAUUGUGAACAUUAAAUCAUAUAUCACAGAAUUAUUACCCAACCUAAACUGACUAUCCGUCCACCAAAACAGUUUAAUAGUUGUAACAAUAUUGUAAUGAGACUCUUCUUAAUGUGCUGUUAUAAAAGUCUUGGUUUUAGCCUAAAGGGUAAAUUAAUUCAUUUUAAGCUGAGGCACGAGAGCGAACCAAUCAGUGACCUGCAUGUGAGCAAAUCAGACAAAGUUACGGAUUAUAACAAAACAAACAUUUAUUCCUACUAAUUCACUUUUACGCCACUGUCGUAAAAACAAGUCCCACUUUGCGCUCUCCUCAUGGACAGAUGUGUGUAUGUAUUUGUUUAUAAGCUGAAGCCAGUUGAACUGUAACACUGACAGAAGCUAAAGAAACAUGUUGACUGACAAGGUGGAGGAAUAUUACAGGAUUUUACACAAAUAUGUUGCACAGUUUUAUUUAUUGUGACAUCAGAGAUGAAUACUAGUGGGUUUUUUUUUUUUUGGAGGGCUAAAGCUGAAGCCCCACCAAAAUAUGCCUAGAAAUGCCCAUGGUGCGUCAACUUCCCAUUAUCUGUGUUCAAAAGAAUUUUAGUCCUUUGUAAUGUGGUAAUAAUGAUUUUAAUGCUUUUAA
This is a messenger RNA of Neoarius graeffei (lesser salmon catfish), 2475 nucleotides long. Its product is annotated as tripartite motif-containing protein 16-like. Lineage: Eukaryota; Metazoa; Chordata; Actinopteri; Siluriformes; Ariidae. The record is from RefSeq and is a predicted model, not a curated record. The coding region runs from base 66 to 1766 and encodes 566 amino acids. The transcript is spliced from 6 exons. Gene Ontology annotation, molecular function: protein binding; zinc ion binding.